This is a messenger RNA of Pararge aegeria (speckled wood butterfly), 2093 nucleotides long. RefSeq lists its product as uncharacterized. The transcript is spliced from 6 exons. The record is from RefSeq and is a predicted model, not a curated record. Bases 218 to 976 code for a protein of 252 amino acids. NCBI's taxonomy places the organism in Eukaryota, Metazoa, Arthropoda, Insecta, Lepidoptera, Nymphalidae.
CCAUUUUUAAAUAUUUAUUUACAGGUGUGGCUUUUCUAAAUAAAAACAAGAAAAAUAACAUUUUAUAACAACAAAGAUGCAAAACUUGUGAUAUAAUCAUACUAAUAGUAAUCUGUUAUUGAACCCUGGUGUUUAACUUCACAAAGUUUAUACUUCAUUGUGCCUCAAAUCUGCAUGAUACACAGGGCGUCAACCGUUUUGAAGUAAAGUCCACAUAAUGUACGGCCGUAAAACUCCGUCUACAUACCGUUCAACGCCGUCUGUGUAUUCUCAUUACACUGGCAAAUCAUCAACAAAUCUAAGGUCAUCAAAAUCAGUACGCUCUCUUAGAGCCCCAUGGUAUCAAAAACCUAUAUUACAUGAUGCAUUCGUAUUGGACCUGCAGAGGGGAUCCCUGCUUACAGGUUUCAUUUCUGUGUUCAUUGCCUUGUUCACCUUUGCACAAAGCAUAUUCGAUCUCUACUGUCUGGGCAUGGCAGCACCAGGGUCUGUGCAUUAUGGAUAUUAUGUUAUAAGUUUUCAGUUUGUCUAUGUUGGCAGUGCACCAGUUCGUAAUGUGCUGAUAGUGUUUUCUCUGUUCUCUUGGAUUGGUUCAGUUGUCGUCCUGAUUACAAGCAUUAUACUGAUCAUUGCAUUGAGAAAGGAGUACGAGAAACGCGUUGUCCCAUGGCUGUACUCAUUUGGGGUAUUUAUAUCAUUCCGCACCAUAGCGUUCAUAUUUGCGGCUAUAGUGAACGAUAUGAUAUUCGCUUACAACAUCUUUAUGUGCCUGUGUUGGAUCGUGUUCUGUGUUACCGGCAUGUACGGAUGGUUAUUGGUAUAUAGCCUGUACUUGGAAUUGUCCGAUUUGACUAAGCUGGAGGAUUUGGCUCAUUUGAGGAUGGGCACGAUGGCAUCUCUCAACGCAUCGCUCGCCGGUUCGCGACCCACCACACCACAUUCAACAGUCUCGACAAUGCCCGCCUCGCAGAUUUGAUGCGAUGUCAAGACCGCCCCGAAUCUGAAGUCUGCACCUCUCAGCGAGGAGUGCGUUCCCCUGGCGAAAGAGGAGCCAUUACCCUUGGAUGAGGAGGCAGUGCCCUUAACUGAGGGUGGUCUUGAAACUACUGUAUGAUAUUUUAACCUACUUUAUAUCAAAGUCUGUAUAAACUUUAACCCUAGAAAUACUUCUCACCCACUGUGCCUGAAUAUGGAGUAUUUUCUAACAUAAAUCAAUUUUGAUUUUUUAUAUUUUCAUUUGUUACUGUUUGACAAACUUGGAAACAAUAUUUAUGUAAAAUAAUAUUGAAUUUGGGGGCAAAACUAAAAUUACUUUGAUCAAUAUUACGAAUACUGCCUAAAAUUUAAUAAUUAACUUCGCGUUGUGUGUUAUAAGAGUGUUACGAAUAACUAAUGUGUUGCAUUUAUUAUGUAAGUAUUACUUUUUUGUGUCUGCGAUGGAUAUGUCGGAACUAAAAGGGUUCUGUUCAGAUAGUUGUGUUUUGUCUGCGGGUAAAUAAUGCCAUAUUAGAAGGAAUAGGUCUCAAAAUCGUAAAAACAGUUAAAAAGCUCAAAAUUGUAUACUUCAUUAACUUCUUUUGAUUACUAUUUAAGCUAUCAAACAUUCCUUUUGCAUGUAGUGCAUCUGAGAUUGUUAUUUCUGUUGUACUGCAAUUUUUUAUAUCUUUCGGCAGUGUUUCGCACAUUUUAAAAUAUAUUGUUUUGAAAUGCAAUUUUUUAUUGCUUGAAUACAUAAAUAUUAUGCUAUUAAAAUAGGGGUUUACACUUUUGUUACGCAACACAUUUUCAGUCUUAAGUUAACUGUACCAGAACCAAGAAUGUGAGUUCUAACAGUGUUGAGUAGAUAAAUGAGCAAAAGGCUAAAUUGUCUGUGUAUCUUAUUAGGAGUGUCUAUCUAGGCAAUGCAAAUAAUAUUUUAUUAAUAUUUCUAUACUUUUAAAAUUAUAAAUGCCCUUAUUUGUAUUUUUUAACUCCGUCCAAUGGUUUAUGGAUAAGCAUAUUUCUUAAUAUACUUUUCGUGUGUAUAUUUGUUACAGAAAUAUAUUUAAACUAAUUUCAAUAUUGAAUCUCAAAUAAAUAUACAUUUUAUACGU